Messenger RNA from Drosophila serrata, 3379 nucleotides. It is a transcript of the gene Aasdh, whose product is annotated as Aminoadipate-semialdehyde dehydrogenase. Gene Ontology annotation, biological process: amino acid activation for nonribosomal peptide biosynthetic process. Gene Ontology annotation, molecular function: protein binding. The record is from RefSeq and is a predicted model, not a curated record. NCBI's taxonomy places the organism in Eukaryota, Metazoa, Arthropoda, Insecta, Diptera, Drosophilidae.
CCUGUUGAUAUCAAUGGCAACAUCCGAGAUUAAAGCGGAAUUACCGAAAGAUGCAGCACCUGAAGGAGACCAGGAUCAGUCCAGCCAGGAGACAGCCCAAAGAUCUGAAGAAAAGCCGAACCAGGUAGAAGCUAGCAUAAGCCAGAAGAAGCUGUACGACAUCGGCCGCAUACGAGAUUUCGACAAUGUGCCCUAUUUGAUAAAGCGAAUGGAGCCGCAGGAUAGCACCGUGACCUACACCAAGGCUGUGGAAGGUGUGGUGGAACUACUGGAGUUCUUGCGCCGUCACCACAUUCCAGCGGGAUCAGGAAUAGCCCUUCGGAUUACACAGCACACGCCAGCAUCGUGCCUUCUUAUCUUAGCGAUUCUCAACCACGAGUGUUACUUCUUUGCCACGGACAAGAUGCUGCUCUCCGAGGCGCUGCAUGACCAGAUGUGCGCUGCCGGCGUCGACUACUUGCUGGUCAGCGAACAUUUAGCCGUGGGGGCUUUGUACUUUCAGAGACUGGACAGUAUCCAGGUACUCAACGAGGAAUGCAAGCUGUUCAAACUGAAGCGCACCGACAAAAGUCCCAAAGUACGCAAAGAACCCCUGCCUGCCAAUAUGUGCUACACCAUCACAACAACCGGCACGACGGGGAAACCCAAGCUGAUCCAUGUGCCCUAUGAAUGCAUUGCUCUUAACGUAGAGUCCUUAGGUAACCAGAAGCUUAAUGUCUCGAUGGCAGACAUCAUUUACCUGGCACUCCCUGCACCUUUAUCCUUCGUUGUGGAGAUAUUUCUGGCGCUUCAAAAUGGUGCUGCCCUGCUGAUCAGUCACCACUCGAUGAGGGAUUCCCCGAGCCGGGUGCUGAACGCCCUCUUUCCCGUCAACAUGACCAAGCCCGGCAUCAGUCUGCUGCAGAUGACACCGUCAUUGUUCCGCCAAUUCGGAAGCACUGCCAUUAGAGAGCGAGUUUUGAGCAGCACUAGCUCAUUGAGAGUUCUGCUUCUUGGCGGCGAACCCUUUCUCAAUGCUGAGCUCGUCACUUGGAUGGAACCGCGUGUCUUGCUGCAGAAACACAUUUGUAAUAUCUAUGGAAUUACGGAGAUAUCCUGCUGGAGCCUUCUCCACAUCAUUCAGUCCCUGCAGGCUCCUGUACGACUGGGUACGCUUAUCGACGAGGAUACCGUGUUGCGUAUUCAAUGUCAGAGCGAAAAGAAUUUGGACUAUGGCGAGCUAUUCCUGGGCAGUAAGACAAGACGUUGCUAUAUACCAGAGAUCGAUGACAAGGAGGAUUUCGAAGAAGAAUCAGGCAUUUGCUUUCGAGCGACGGGGGAUCUAGUUAACCGCUUGGAUGAUGGCUCCCUUCGCUAUGGCGAAAGAGCCAACGAUAUUGUCAAGAGGGCAGGGAAUCGCAUCAACUUGGGUCUAAUCACCCGCAAAAUAGAAAGGUGCUUGCUAAGCGGCGAAUUGGCCACUUGCCUGUGGCUGGAGGAUUUGCAAAAGCUAAUCUGUUGUAUUCGUUCCCUCGAGCCCAAGACGAAAGUCCAACAACGAGCCCAGACCUUUGAUAUCCUGUCCAAGGUGUCCAUGGCCGAGCAGCCUGAUAGGUUUGUAUACCUCCAGCACUUUCCCUGCAACGUCCAUGGCAAGCUGGACAAGGAGCUGCUGCUUAAGGAAUAUCCACUGGCUCAGCCUGCACAGCAAAUAUUAAAGAGUUAUCUGCACGACAGACUGGAGUGUGUGGAUAUACACGACGACCACUCGGGGUCAACGAAAAAGCAGCGCCUGGAUGAGGACUGCCAAAAUCCCUGUGGCUAUGAGCUAAGCUUUCGCCAAGCCGGUGGCACUUCCUUCCACGCCAUCACGAUCUGUCGUGAAAUUGGUCUACAGAUGUGCAUUGAUGACGAGCAGCGCCAUUUGUUCGAAAUGUUGCUGGACGAGAACACGCCGCUACGCACCGUCUUACGGUUCCUAGACACGGCCAAGUUGGUAGCCAACAAUGUCAAACUAAAGCCUGUGGAGCCACUACUAACGAAUCAGCCCAGUAGUUGUGGCACCGGCGCCUGCGGCCUAGUAAUCAAGCGCAUUGAGCAGCCAAUCCUCAAGUUACAGUACCACUGGAAGGUGAACUUUGAAAAGUGCGUGGACUCACCUGUGACGGAGUACGAGGGACGUUACAUUUGCGUGGGAGCCCAUUCGAAGAUAUUGCGAACCCUGGAUCCACAGACCGGCAGAGAGUUGAGUAUUCUGAGGCUACCCGAUCGCAUCGAGUGCAAGGUGACCUUCCUCAGCGAGCAGAUGGCAAUGGUUGGCUGCUACGAUGGUUGCCUGUACGGUUUCAAUCCUCAAUCCGGUGAUAUAUUAUGGCGUGUGGAGAUCGGAGGCAUGAUCAAAUCGCAGCCACUUCUCUCAAUCGACGGUUGUCGGAUCGUAGUGUGCAGCUAUGCGGAAGACUAUAAUGUGUAUUGUCUGUCCGCUGAGCGACAAGAGGUUCUCUGGUGUCUGAGGAUUGGCGAGAAGCCCAUCUUUGCCAGUCCUUUGGAGCUACCGAAAGAACAAUCUUUGAUUCUAUGCACGCUGGACGGCACCUAUGCUCGUGUGGCCAUCACAGAUGGCUCUGUGGAAUGGACGCAGAAGUGCCGGGAACCAAUCUUCUCCACACCUGUCCUGCUCGAGUCACAGUCCAAUAUUUUUCUUUGCGCUGAAGUGGCGGGUCGCGUCCAUGCCUGCCAUGUCGGAAACGGUAAAAUUUUGGCUACUUACACCGCAGAAGGCAACAUCUUCUCAUCGCUGGUGGUGAAGACUCCACCCACAUUUAUGGGGCAAUCUUUUGUUGUGUUCGGUUGCAUCGAUCACCAUGUAUAUUGUUUGCAGUGUAAAACUGGUUCGGUCCGAGGAUCAGUUGACUUGGAACACUGGAAGAUAAAUAUCGGCGCUCCCGUUUAUGCCACGCCAAGUCUGCUAACAGUUCAGCCAAAUGGUCUCCUGGUUUGGUGCAGUGCCACCAACGGUCGCGUUGUCCUCCUGAACUUUAGGAACGGUGAAAUCCAGUGGUCAGACAAGCUCCCAGGCGAAGUCUUCUCCAGUGCAUGCUACAUCGAGAGCUUACGAAGAGUGUAUGUGGGUUGCAGGGACAAUUUCUUGUAUUGUUGGGCAUUUAGAGGCUUAGAGGCUUUAUAUUCAAAUUCGGUGAUAUUUUAUAGCCAUUCUUACAUCACAUUUUUCUAUUAUCAUAAAAUGUUAUUGUUAUAAAUUAUAACUUGUAAUCAGAACUAAAUUCGUUGAUCGAUUUAAAUAGUUUCCAUGAAGCUUAGUUAUAAUAGACUCGAAAUGAGUUCUGUUACUGAAAUAUUUAAUUAUUAAGCUCCAAAAUAUUCCAUGUUUAAUUAAAAU